Messenger RNA from Drosophila novamexicana, 8625 nucleotides. RefSeq lists its product as uncharacterized. The record is from RefSeq and is a predicted model, not a curated record. Bases 1 to 8037 code for a protein of 2678 amino acids. The transcript has 10 exons. Gene Ontology annotation, cellular component: nucleus. Gene Ontology annotation, biological process: regulation of transcription by RNA polymerase II. Gene Ontology annotation, molecular function: RNA polymerase II cis-regulatory region sequence-specific DNA binding; zinc ion binding; DNA-binding transcription factor activity, RNA polymerase II-specific. NCBI's taxonomy places the organism in Eukaryota, Metazoa, Arthropoda, Insecta, Diptera, Drosophilidae.
AUGAGACAGUGGAAUGUGCCAAAAAAGAUGAUGAACAACAUUCAAGAGUGCGUCAUUCGCAUUGACUGGGCCACCUUCUUCCCCCUGCCCCUACCCCAGCCCUUCCUUCAAUCCACGGUGAAUUCGCGUAAAAGUAAUUUGGAAACGUCGCGCGACAAACUAAAGGAUGAGCCCACGGCCAACACAUCGCAGGCGAGCAAAUUUGAUGAUACUAUGGAAAGUGCAACAACAACAACAACAACUGCGGCAACAGCAACAAACACAGCGAAACAUUACAAGACAGCGAGCAAACAAUACAAAAAUAACAACAACAACAACAACAACAACAAUAGCAACAACAACAAAGUGAGCAGCACGCGACGUGCAACAGCAGCAGCAGCGGCCGCAGCAGCAGCAGCAGCGGCAACAACUAAGAAGCAAACAUAUCGCAGCAGCAGCAUAACAGCAACAGCAGCAGCAAUUGACAACAAGAGCACGCGAGAUAAUAAACUAAGCGAGUUGCCAGCUAAAAUUGCCGACAGUAGCAGCAGCAACAACAUCAACAACAACAACAACAACAACCACCACAGUGAUAAUAGUAUUAGUGAGAAUAAUUAUGAGUUUAAGGCUAGAGAUAAAGCGAAUGUAAGUGAUAGCAAAAUGACGCUACAGCAUGUGGCAAGCAGCGCAACAAGCGUGGCCACAACAACCAACAACAGCAACAUCAGCAGCAGCAGCAACAACAACAACAACAACAGCAGCGAUGAUGCGGCCACAGCAGCAACAGCAGCAGCAGCAGCUGGCGACUGGAAAACUUCAAACAAUUUGCGCUAUUUGCACAAAAAGUUUAAGCGUUUGGCCAGCACCACCGAACCGGAAACGGGCGAUGCGGUGCGCACCACAUCGCUCUCAUCCAAUAGCUCGUUGUCGCCGCCGCCGCCGCUCUAUAAUGGACAUGUGACACAACAGCAGCAGCAGCAGCAACAGUCGUCGCAGCAGCAGCAGGCCGGGCCUUUGCUGCCGGCCAGCAAUGAAUUCAGUGCCAAUUUCGUAAAUGCCAACAACAACAACAACAACAACAGCCAUGAGGAGAGCAACAACAACAACAACAACAACAACAACAACAACAACAACAACAACAACAACAACAGCAGCAGUAAAAAUAUUGCUGUUGCUGGUGCGCCCAGAACACGUACACCGCUCAGCAACAGCAGCAACAUCAGCAACAACAGCAACUAUGCCAGCAAUGCGACACUGUCGCCAGCAACAUUCGCACAGCAUCAGCAACAGACGCAGCCAACAACAGCAGCAACAACAGGCACAACAGCAGCAACUGCCACACCUUUAGCAGCAGCAACAACAGUAACAGCAACUGGUCGUUAUGUUUGCCCGUAUUGCAAUCUGAACUGUGCAAAACCCUCGGUGCUGCAGAAGCACAUACGUGCCCACACAAAUGAGCGACCGUAUCCGUGCGAGACCUGCGGCAUUGCCUUCAAAACGAAGAGCAAUCUCUACAAGCACUGCCGUUCCCGUUCACAUGCGGCGCGCAUGCGCGGCUUCGAUGUGCCCGCCCAUGAGGCGGAUGGACUCUCCGAUCAGGAUGGCGACGGGGAGCUGAGCAACAGCAGUUCCGAGCUGCUGAGCCUGAGCCGCGCGGAUUCGCCAUAUGACGAGCCCAUGGCCUCGCCGACGCCUUCGCCAUCCACGCUGUCCGCCGCGAAGAGCGCGUACUUGCAACAGCCGCCGCUGCCGCAGCACAUGCAACAGUUGCCGCUGGGCUCGCCCGCCGCCGGAACACUGCCGCCCGCCACAGCCGACACGCUGCACUCGGCGACGGCGCAGCAUCGCCAGUCGAUUGACUACAAGCCGUACAAGCCCAAGUUUCACAAUGCAGCGCUCUAUGCGCCCGGCAGCAGCAAAGAGCAGCGGCAACAACAGCAGCAACAACAGCUGCAACAACAAAAGCUGCCGGCGCCGCAGCCAACGCUGGUGCAUCCCACGCUCUCGCUGAGCACUCAGCUGAAGCUCAACAAUCACAUCAACUCGCAUCAGGUGCAGCUGCAGCGACAGCUUCAGCAGCAGCAACAGCAGCAGCAGCAACAGCAGCAGCAGCAAUCGCUGCUGAUGGCUGCCGCAAAUCCUGCUAAUCCUGUUGUGCUGCCCGCGCUGGUGCCGCCGCCGCCGCUGCCCACGGGCGUCUAUUAUAUGGGACAGCCGCAGUAUUAUAAUCCGACUGCAGCUGCCAUACAUCAGCAUGCGCUCGCUCUGCAGUUCCAGCAGCACUUUCAGCUACAGCAGCAGCAACAUCAACAGUUCCAGCAGCAGCAACACCAUCAACAGCAGCAGCAGCAGCAACACUCGCCGCUGCUAAAGGCGCCCCAGCAGCAGCAGCAGCAGCAGCAACAGCCGCAGCAGACGCCGCCGCCUCCGCAGCAGCAACAGCAGCAGCUGGUGCGCUCCAAUAGUCAGCAGGCGGCCGCCAUUGCAGCGACAACAGCGCCGCCAGCCACGCCCACGCCCACAGCCAAUCUGGGCAGCUUUGCCAGCGGCAGCGGCGGCAUGCAAGUGAAUGUGGAAAAGGUACAGGAGCACAUCUCGAAGCUGAUCUCACAGAACGAGGCCAUAGUCGAAAACAAGGAGAUACUGCUGCAGAAGAAGUAUCCCAAGCAGCUGAGUCGCUCGCGCAGCUUCAACAAUGCCAGCAACAACAACAACAGCAGCGCCAGCAACAACAACAGCAGCAGCAGCAAUCACACGGCCAACAGCAACAGCAAUCAGACAGGCAACAACAGUCAGCAGCUGGGCGAGACGAAGGUGAAUCUGGCGCAGGCCAUAGUGCUCAAGCAGCAACAGCAGCAACAGCAACAGCAGCAACAACAGCUGCAACAGCAGCAACAAUACCAAAUGUACAUGCAACAGCAGCAACUGUUGCAGCUGGAGAGUGUCAAUGGACUGCUCAAGCGCAGCAGCAGUAGCAGCAGCAGCGGCAGUGCCUAUCCAGGACUUAAAGCCACGCCCACGCUGCCAGCAACGCCCACGGCGAAUGUGAAGCUGCAACAAUUGCCGCCGCCGCCGUCACCGUUGCCACUGCAAACGCUGCAAUAUCGUCAGGAUCCGGCAACGCCCGUGCCCAAGCUGGAGCAGCAACAGCAGCCGCUCAAUCACGCCCAGCCGCUUAAUCUGUCCGCCAAAACGAAGCUAGCCAUGCCCACAAAACCAGCAGCAACAGCAGCAGCAACAACAGCAGCAGCAGCAACAACUGUUGCUGCCGUGCCGAAGAGUACAGCAACAGCGGCUGCGCCGGCGCCGAACAAUUCAAUUAUCAAGAAUCUGUUGCUAAAUGCGCGCGGCCUGGCCGUGCCCAUUGGCGAGGGCGACGAUGCCGUCUACUCCUGCCCCAUCUGCGCCAACGAGUUCCGCAGCGCGGACGAGCUGAAGCACCACAACAGCACCUAUUGCCAGGACGCGAACAGCAGUGCGACAAUCAGUCCGGCCUCAUCGCCCAGCCGGAAAUACUUUCGCUCCAACUCAAAGUCGCUCAGCCUGCCGGAGCUCAUGUGCGACAUGGCCAACUCAAAGAAUCCGCUAUCCCUGGCCAAGCUCGCCUGGUCGCAGCUCAAGAUCAAGCCCAGCACCGUGGUGCUCAGUCGGCUCAGUGCGGCACAGUCGCCAGCGCGCACCUCGACUGCAACUGCAACAACAACUGCAGCUGCAGUUAGCAGCAGCAGCAGCAACAACCCGCCAGCAACAGUUGCAGCAGCAGCUGUCGUAAUCCCGCCCAGCAUCGAUGCCAGCGGCAGCGGCGGCGUCUCGCUGCGCUUUGUGGACGCGCCGUUGCCCUCGCCCGGCCCGUUGCUGGGCAAGACCCCGCUGGUGGACUAUGCGGCACCACGCAAAGCUCCGGAUGCCCAGGUGGUCAUCACCAAAAUGCACGAGGAUCGGCUGGAGAACAUCAUCAUUGAAUCGCCGCCAGCGAAGCGGCCCAAGCUGAGCGACAUCGCCAUCGCGAGCAGCCUGAGCGGCAAGGCGUUUGCGCUGCCCGCGGGCGUGCAGCUUUUCCUGGGCGGCAAUCAGGAGCUUCCUUUGUCGGGCACGUUUGGCGGCGGCAAGGAGGAGCGUUUGCGUCGCUUUACCUCGUCCGGCGGCAGCAUGAUACCCAUCUCCGAGUGCCCCGAGCUGGACAAGAGUCCCAAAAUGAUACGCACCCCCUUGCUGUCGGGCGGCAGCUUUAAGGAGAUGUCGCCGCGCCUCAGCGAGACCAAGGAGCGCAAAUUGCCGCUGCCCGUGCCCAACAAUGGCUAUCUGCUCGCCAGCAGCAGCAACAACAGCAACAACAACAACAACACGCCGCAACAUUUUCAGUUUCCGCCCAUCAGCUCGAUAACUGCCUUUAAUCCUCUAACGCUGCCGCCGAUGAGCAGCAGCAGCAGCAGCAGCGGCAGCAUCAACCAUGUUGUGGAUGCCCACAAGUCCAUACCGUAUGUGCCCGGCAUACCGGGUCCGGGCAGCCUGUCGCUGCUGCCGCCGCCGCCGCAGCAGCUGCACCUGCAGCCGCGCGGACGCAGUCCCAAUCGCAAGCAGCCGAGUCCCAAUUCCAAUCCUCUGCUGCUGGACGCGCCGCUCAAGGCGCUGUCGCCGUUCGGCGGCGUGCAGAAUUUACCCAGCGAGUUCAGUCGCCAGCCGCCGACGCCCGCGCAACGUCAGGCGCUGCAAUGGAUUGCUGCCGUGGACGUGAAGAAGGCACACUUCAAUUUUCUGCGCAUGGCUGACAACGUGAAGGAGCAGCAGCUGGCCCAAGAGGUGCGACACUUCAAUUUCGAUAAUGUGCACAAGACGCAGGAGGCGCUGGCGCCGCUGCACGUCGACACGCCCGAGGAGGCAGCAACAGCAGCGACAUCUGCAGCAACAACAGCAACAUCUGUAGCAGCAGCAGCAACUGCUGGCACGCCCAGCUCGGCCAAGUCGAAAUUCCUGCGACCCACCAGCCUGCCACUCAAGCCGGGCACCUUUACGCCCAAGCGUCAUCAUGGCAUCACGCCGACAGCGAAUACCCUGCCCCUGAUCUCGCCCGAAACGCCGCGUCCCUCCAAGUCGUGCGUGCAGCUUUAUUUGAACGGGCACGCCUACACGUAUCUGGGUCUCAAGUCCAGCACAAAGAUGUUUUACUGUACCGUGAACUGUCCGCAGCCGUCGUAUGUCGCGGGCAUGCACAAGCUGUCCAUGUACAGUGUGUGGCAGGUGUGCGAGGAGAAUCAGCCGCAUCCGUUGGGCUUCAAGCCCAGACAGGUGAUGGCCCUCUACGAUUCCAGGCAGAAAAUGCUCGGCUACGGCUCGACCAUGUCGAUGGCGGGCACAGGCGCCGGCAAGCUGCACUACGCCCUGGUCAGCUCACAGCAGACGAUCAGCAGCUGCUCGACGGCGAUCAAUAGCCAGAACAAGUUCUAUCAGCAUCAGCCGAAGCAGCCGCCGACCUCGAUCGGAGCGCUCAGCGAGGCGAAUGUGGCGGCCAAGGCUAGCGAGGAGGAUGCCGCCGCCGCCGCCGCCAAGAAGCUGGAGUCGGGCCAACUGCUUGUCGGUGGCUAUGAAUCGCAUGAGGAUUACACAUACAUACGCGGACGUGGACGCGGCCGUUAUGUGUGCUCCGAGUGCGGCAUUCGCUGCAAGAAACCCUCCAUGCUCAAGAAGCACAUACGCACACACACAGACGUGCGUCCGUUCACCUGCAGCCACUGCAAUUUCAGCUUCAAGACCAAGGGCAAUCUGACCAAGCACAUGCAAUCGAAGACGCACUUCAAGAAGUGCAUCGAACUGGGCAUCAAUCCGGGUCCCAUGCCCGCUGAUGGUGAAUUUCUCGAUGUCGAUGUCGAGUUCGAUCAGCAGUCAUCAACAUCCGCUGGCGGACGCACCUCAUCCAUGGCCGGCGAGUCCGAUUCCGAUGAUUACAGCGACAACGAAUCCGAGAGCAGCGACACCGACGAGUCGAAGUCGCGCAUGAAGGAGCACGAGGCGGCGCGCGGCCUGCUCUCGCUGUCCAUGACACCGCCCAUACCGCAGAGCGUAUCGCCCUAUCCCGCACAGCUGUCGGAGGCGCCCGGUCCGGCGGCCAGUCCGGCGAACAGCAUUGGCUCCUCGGCGGGCAGCGCCGCGGGCGGUUCGCAGCCAAAGCGUCAGGUGUGCUCGUUUACCUCGCCGAAGCCGCCGUUCGACUACCAGAAGCAGGAACAGUAUUACUCCAAUCCGGAGGAGUCCAAGCCGAAGCGUGAUGUGCCCAACGAUGAGAGCAGCGCGCCCAUGGAUCUGACCAAGCCGCGUUCCAUGCAACACAUUUUACCCGCUGCUGCCGCUGCUCCCGCUCCCGGCCAGCCGUCGGAGCAGACGCUGCCCAAAUCGCAGGCACAGCAGAUGCGCGAUGUGAUCUUUGGUGCCGGCAACAACGAAAGCGGUUUCAUGAAGACGCUGAUUUCGGUGUCCGACAAGGUGCGCAUCUCCGCCGAAAUGGAGGAGCAGGCAAAGCGGGACAGCGAAGGCGACGAUCUGCUGCUGCAGACCUACAUCAAGGAGCAGGCGCUACAGCAUGCCAAAAUGAAGCAGAGCCAGUUCAGUCGCAGCUACCUGGUGAUGACCAGCACCAGCACCUGCACCACAAGCACUAGCAGCAGCAGCUCUGCCGGCACGCCCAUUGUCAGCAGCAGCGUCGGCGGCAGCCUGCCGAAGCCGGCCAUCAGCAUCACGGAGCUGCCCAGCAUUGAGGUGCACGAGGUGCAGGAGGUGCAGGUGAAGCCUGAGCCACCGACCGUGGUUCAACUGCAGCUGCCCGAGGAGAGCGAGCCAUCCGAGGCACAGGUGGAGCGCGAGCAGGCAACCAUAGCACUUCCUGCCGCUGCGCACGUCGCCAAAGCCAGCACGGAGCUGGCCAUGCCGCAGCCGCCGACGCCGCACAAUGCCAAUCUGCCCGCUGCAGUGCAGCAGCCGGAUGCCACGGAUUUUAGCGGUGUGCUAAGCAACAGCAACAGUAGCCUGGCAGGAGGCAGUGCAUCCGCGCGCACUGUCAUCGUCGGCGAGGAGGGAUUCAAGGCGACGCCACCAACGAGCAGCGCCGCCGAACUCCAAUCCAUCCCUGCAGCAGGUGCUCCUGCUCCCGCUGCAGCUGCUGCCGCGUCCGCGCCUGGCAGCUAUCCCGGCCGUGUGGUGCCGCCGCCACCGCCGCCGAUUGCCAGCGAUGCACGGCCCACGUGCAUCAUAUGCAGCAAGACGUUCCAGCGACAGCAUCAGCUUACCCUGCACAUGAACAUACACUAUAUGGAGCGCAAGUUCAAGUGCGAGCCGUGCAGCAUCUCGUUCCGCACGCAGGGUCAUCUGCAGAAGCACGAACGCUCCGAGGCGCACAAGAACAAGGUGAUGAUGACGUCCACGUUUGGUGUGCCGACCACCUCGAAUCCGCGUCCGUUCGAGUGCACCGAUUGCAAGAUCGCGUUUCGCAUACACGGCCAUCUCGCAAAGCAUUUGCGCUCCAAGACGCACGUCCAAAAGCUGGAGUGCCUGCAGAAGCUGCCGUUUGGCACCUAUGCAGAGAUCGAACGCGCCGGUAUCAGCCUAACCGAGAUCGAUACCAGCGACUGCGAGAAUUCGCUAAUAUCGCUCAAGCUGCUUGCACAGAAGCUGCUCGAGAAGGAUCCGAAUAAGCUCAGUGGCUAUACAACGCCCUCGGGCAUGCUGCAGCUGGCCACAGAUACGCCAGCUGCCGGCCAGGACAGCGCCAGCGAGGAUGGCUUCAGUGCGGCAAACAGUGCCGCAGCCUCGGCCAUCGCUUCGCUGGACAACGACAGCGCAGGCAAUACGCCCAAGCGCGCCAGCUCCAUGUCCGAGGAUGAGACGCUCACCAACGGCCUGAGCCACGGGCACAGUCUCAAGCGUCGUCUGCCCGGCAGCAGCUUCAGCAGCAACGGCGACGAGAGCGACAAUCCCCUCGAGACGACCGGCGGCAGCAAUAGCAUCGAGAAGCGACCGAGGAGCAAUACAAACGAAUUGUCGCUGCCGGUGGCGACGGCCAGCAACUGACAGUACAUGUACAUGUUGCAGCCCACCUGAGUGUGGCCCCAUCACUACCAGGCCUACCAGUUAUGGCCAACAAAUCCAAAUCCAAAUCCAAACCCGACCCAAGCCCAGCCACAGCAACAAGCUAGGAGCAGCAGCCGUGGAUGCGGCAAUGACCAAAACAUCAACGAGCGCAUAUCAAAUGUCUAAGCAUAUCGCAUUUGGGCACACAACAAUGUAAACUCUACACACACACGCACACACAUACACACGCACACGCACACACUCGAUUGGCUACUCUUGCAGCACCUGACCUUAACCCCAGGUGUAAGCCAACGAGCUGGCAGACUUUAAGUGCUUGAAAAGCUGUCAAUCAAAACAAUGUUGAUAACUGGCAAACACUUUGAGCUCCUAUCUAUGAGCUAUAGCUACUCACUACAGGUGUGCAGGUGUGUGUGUGUGUGUUUGUGUGUGUGUGUGUGGGCAAGUCAAGCAUAUGUACAAUAUACAUAUACUAUAUAACGUAUAAAGCAACAGUUGCUUGCAACUUAAGUAUUUAGUUUAGUUUAUUGUCAACUCUCAGCUACGAAAAGUUGUUUAAACUCGUCUAUA